UUGAUUUCUUGACUAAGGCCCAAACACAUUUCCAACCUUCCAUACCCUAGCAAAUACAUUUCUCUCUUUAUCUUUAGCUUAACCUCUAACUCCAAAGUCUCCAACCCUUCGCUAAACAUUAGGGGGCUAAAAAAAAAACACACAACUUAUCCUUAGAAUUAUUGCUUUUACAAAUGUUUCCUAAUUUGCAUCGAAGCGAAGAGCUCUGCUUCCAGAUUUCACCUAAUCCCCAAAAAAAGAAUAGAAACUCCUCAGAAGAUCAGAUUCUUGACCAUGCUUCACUGGAAGAUAAUGCUUUCUACUUUAAUAAUUAUAAGGAGAUCAUCACAAGCAGCCAAUGCCCCAAAUCUUUGCCUAACUGUUGCACUUUGGUGAAUCACAAUAGUACUACUGUUACUCAUAAUUCUAGUGACAACAAGAGCAAGAAGAUGAGGAAGCAUAGAGACAUUGAAAUGCAAAGAAGGCAAGAAAUGGCUGCCCGUCAUGCCUCUCUUAGAUCCCUACUCCCGCUUGAAUUAAUCAAGGGAAAGCGUUCUAUCUCCGAUCACAUCCACGAGGGUGCAAGGUAUAUAAAACAACUCCAGUUGAAGAUUAAAGAACUUGAUGCCAAGAGAGAAAACUUAAAGAAGUACUAUUACUUGUCUGAUUCGAGAAGCAUUAUUGGACCGAGCACUUAUCAUGAUCACCACGGUCACGGUGGAGCUGGCAGCUCAAGCAGCUCUACUCCGCUGUCGCAAGAUCACUUGUUAAGAGUCCAACCUUGUGGUGGUGGAUUGGAAAUUGUGAUCAGUAGUACUGGCGACUUCGGAGGGGCCAGUGUGUUGCCCCUCUCAAAGAUUUUGCAAGUGAUUCUUCAAGAAGGCCUUUGCUUAAUUAGCUGUAUUUCCACCAAAGUUAAUGGAAGAUUGCUUCACACUAUCAAGUCCGAGGCUAAUUAUUAUUGUGUAGAAUCAGAAUGCAGCGACUAUCUUUCAGCGCUUGAACAAAAACUAAAGAAGUUGAUCAUUGAUGAUGAUGAUGAUCCAUGA
This is a messenger RNA of Humulus lupulus (European hop), 1028 nucleotides long. RefSeq names its product transcription factor bHLH120-like. Bases 174 to 1028 code for a protein of 284 amino acids. The record is from RefSeq and is a predicted model, not a curated record. Gene Ontology annotation, molecular function: RNA polymerase II transcription regulatory region sequence-specific DNA binding; protein dimerization activity; DNA-binding transcription factor activity, RNA polymerase II-specific. Gene Ontology annotation, cellular component: RNA polymerase II transcription regulator complex. The transcript has 3 exons. NCBI's taxonomy places the organism in Eukaryota, Viridiplantae, Streptophyta, Magnoliopsida, Rosales, Cannabaceae. Gene Ontology annotation, biological process: regulation of transcription by RNA polymerase II.